This is a messenger RNA of Cutaneotrichosporon oleaginosum, 897 nucleotides long. RefSeq lists its product as uncharacterized. Gene Ontology annotation, cellular component: nucleus; cytoplasm. Gene Ontology annotation, biological process: phosphatidylinositol phosphate biosynthetic process; inositol phosphate biosynthetic process. Gene Ontology annotation, molecular function: inositol hexakisphosphate kinase activity. The record is from RefSeq and is a predicted model, not a curated record. NCBI's taxonomy places the organism in Eukaryota, Fungi, Basidiomycota, Tremellomycetes, Trichosporonales, Trichosporonaceae.
AUGCUAGGCCUCGAGGAUGUCUCCAGUCCACUCCCACUUGAAGGGGUUGCCGAAGAGGAAGAAGUUUUCGCGCCUGCUCCCCCACGACGGCCGUCAGCGGGGAAUCGCGCGCGGCGAGAAAGUAAACCUGACGAGAAGGUCCUCCCGGCGGAAGCCACGAUAGUGCCGUCGCCUCAACGACCAGUAGACAAGGGUCGCUCGUACUCUUUCGAUGAUGACAGCGGGUGGACUUCGACAUCCUCAUCUGCAGGCAGCGAUGACUUCGAGAGUGCGAGCGCGACGGACACCGAUGACGAGGAACCACUCGCCGUGCCACUCGAACCUUAUGGCCACAAGGUAGGAGGACAUAGCAGCAUCUACCAGUUCACUCGCGCCGCAAUCUGCAAGCCUCUUGUCGGUCGUGAGAACGUGUUCUACGAGGACAUGGAGAGACUCGCGCCGGGGCUGCUCCCCUUCGUUCCUCGCUACCUCGGCGUCAUGCUCGAGCUCUUCAUCUUCAUGGAGGACCUCACGGGCAAGCUCAAGAAGCCGUGUGUUCUUGACCUCAAGAUGGGAACACGGCAGUAUGGUUUUGAUGCAACGCCGCUCAAGAAGACCAGCCAGCGGAAGAAGUGCGACCAGACGACCAGCCGAACCCUCGGAGUUCGGAUGUGUGGCAUGCAGGUGUGGUCAAAUGCCACGCAGUCAUUCGUGUCCAAGAACAAAUACCGCGGAAGGCAGCUCAAAACGGAGGAGUUUCCGCGCGUGCUUUCGCUCUACUUGAACGAUGGCAACAAUCUCCUCGUUCAGCACAUUCCACCGCUCAUGCAGAAGCUGUACAGCCUCGCCUCAAUCUUGGUAACGCUCAACGGCUUCCGCUUCUACGGCUGCUCCCUCCUGCUUAUCUACGACGGCGAC